CAACGAUAAAUUUUAGUUCUACCGUUUCACCGCUAGUGCCAUCAAUCGAGUAAUUUUUUAUUAGCAAAAAAAAUCCAUUUGGAGGAUUAAUUUAUAAACUUUUGCAGUUGUAUCUUCGUUUUCAGAUCCCCAGUUUUUUUCCUUUAUAUUUCAAUUGACCUAUAAAAUAUAUUAAUAAAGAUUUGAAAUUCCUACUCAAUAGAUCGAAGCCUCGUUUGUCAUACAUCGAAAUAUCGACUUUAAUGACAUUUAAUUGCUCGUGAGUUUUAUUCGAAAUUCAGAUUGGAGUCUUUCUUAAAUAUAGUUGGGAAUGUGCAGAGUAAUUUUUAGAUACCGACGCUGCUAACAAUUUUGCGCGAUUUGCGCUUUCAUUGUCAAACAUUGUUCAAGCAUGUACCAAUCGAUUGAAUCUCAGAUUGUCGGAUUUGAAUAAGGGAAUUAUUUACAUCGUAAAUAUUGCUACAUAAAAAGUAAAAGAAGAAAGUAAAGAGGUUCUACAACUUUAAACAACUUUAAAAUGCCGCUUCCAGCUGCAUUGGCUGCACGGCUUGCUAAAAGAGGACUCAUCACUGGCUCAGAAAAACACGAUUGUGCAAAGAAGGAGCCAAAGAAGAAGAUUCAUGAAGAAGUAAUAGCUGAAGAUUAUGACAGCACAAAGGACGACAUUAAUCAAAUAGACAUAUCACAAAAAUUUAUGGGAUACAGCGGCUGUCCUAAUAAAUAUAAUAUUUAUCAUGAAUGCACAAAGAAAUGUAAAGAGUUGUGGGGUCUUGGACAUGUACAACCUUCUGACAAAUAUUUGAAGAAACAGAUAAGAUUGAUACAGAGGUACCCUUUGCCAGAAACUUGGAAAGCUGUUUAUGAUCCUGGAUCUGGUCAACAUUAUUAUUGGGACUGGUCGUCCGAUUUGGUAUCUUGGUUACCACCGGGUCAUCCAAAGUGUCAGAUAUCUCAGCCAGCUUCUCAAUUGAGGGAAGAGUUACAUCUGAAAGCAGCGGACCAGGAUGACAAUAUGUCCAGUGACGAUAGUGGCAGUGAACAAGAACCGAUGGAAAUAGACGAACCGGACGUGAAAAAGGAUAAGAAAUCAGAAAACAGAUCGAGACACAAGUCGGUAGAUAAUAAAAGAAAUCAAAGAUUAGAAAGAUCCGAGAGUAAAGAGAAGAAAGACAAAACUUUAGAUCCUAUGGAUCCAGCAUCUUACAGCGAUAUUCCACGGGGGAAAUGGUCUGAUGGUUUAGCAAGGCACAACGAAGCUAAAACAGGAGCAGACACAACUGCUUCAGGACCUCUUUAUCAAAUGAGGCCGUAUCCUAGUCCAGGUGCUGUUCUACGAUCGAAUAGGGCCAAUAAAACAGAAUCGGAAUCAUCUAACAAACCUAAAGUAUCGUGUCCAGAAAAACCGGAAUAAAUUUCUUUUUUUCUAUACCUUUGGUGUAUUAUAUGCUUAUGUUUAUUACACAUCUAAUGCAAAUAUAGGGUAACUUGUGAAAUUUGUCAAUACUCUUGUUAUAUCGUCUACGAACGUGUAAAUGAAUAAUUGAGUUUAAAAUUUUGCUAUUUUUACUUAUUAAAUUUCUUAACAAGUCUUUGAUUUAUUUUCUUUUUCUAUUGAAAAUUAUAAUUCAACAAUUUAUUUGAUUAAAUUUUAUUAAUUUGUAAAUUUUUAUCACCAAAUUUGAAGAUCAAUGAUGGAUGAAAUAAAUGUGUAUAUCUCUGAUUUAAAAAAUAGUAACAAAUUUUAUCAAGCAUAAAAAAGUUGGUAUAUAGUUCGAAUUUUACUUGUUUUUCUUCUUUUUUUUUAAAUUAAAAGCCUUCCAGUCCAAAUUUUUCAAAAACUGAAAACGAUUUUUUAUUGAAAGUCUCACCAUAAAAGUUAAACAUUAUAUAAAUAUAAAUAUAAAAUGUAGGUUGUAAAAGACUGAUGUUAAAAUAAUUAUUUACACAAAAGUUGAUUUCAACAUCGAUUAAAAUAUAUCAAUAUGGACAAUAGUAUCAACAGCAAUGUUCAAAUUAUAAAUGAAAAAGAA
Heterotrigona itama is the source of this 2030-nucleotide messenger RNA. Lineage: Eukaryota; Metazoa; Arthropoda; Insecta; Hymenoptera; Apidae. The record is from the annotation of a GenBank genome assembly.